UUUUGUAAUUUACCCUAUUUAUUUUUGUAAUCAGGCUAAUCAGCUACGAUCGUUUAAUAAGAGUCUUUUCGAGGUUGGACGAGAAUAUUCGUACUCGUUCAAAACUUGGGGAGGUGGAGCUGGAGCAGAAGCAGAAGCAGCAAUGGUUCUUCUGUGUUUCAUGCUCGAUCUUCGAAGUUUAUGUCCUUCAUUACUCAGAGAGCUAAAACACUGCUUAUUGCAGCUCGCAAAUCUCUACGCCAUCUCGCCCGCACGAGCCGGCAGAGAGAAGCAUUCGGAAGUCCUUAUAGACCAAAUCGGACUGUGUUACCUCCAGAAGAACAGAAUUUCGUCUUCCGAUGAGCUGAAGAUUGCCUACUGUCCGAGAGGAAACUUUAGUCUCCGUGAUUUUCAUCAUGCCGUUAAUCGCUUACCUGCUGAUGCAUUUUUGCCGGAAAUGAGUGAUUCUGGAGCUACCUCUGGUGAUGUUAUGCUUGAAAAGCUUCUAAAUGGCAAAGUUCUGUACUCGUGGGGUAGUAAAGAUAUUGUGAGGAAAGUGAUCUUCAUUAGUUCUUGCUUGGUGGAAAUCAUAAGCCCUAUUACGAGGAAGACUCUUAUGGAUGCAGCAGAUAAUUGCGUUUCAGUAGAGUUUGUUUUACUGGAGCAAGAACUUAUCCAAAAUAAUAUCUCAGAGAAUAUCAAGGAGUUCAUCAACAGUAUCUCUGAUCUGGAGAACUGCUCUUUUCAGACCUGUCUUCCUGAUAACUGGGUCUUGUGUGGCCUGGUCAAACGUUGGCUACAAGAGCUCAAAGGUGACCUAGAGGACCCAUUACAAGCUAUUUUUAUCUUCAAGAGCAAUAUCAUAGGCCCUACAAAUCGGCUUGUUUGCCAUUUGUUUUCUUCUGUCAACCAAAUAAUUGAUGGGUUCAGCUCGUGCCAGGCAUGUAGGUGUCAUGCUUUGCCCUUGGGUGGUGCCAUUGGCAAUAGUGCAAAUGAGGGUGCUUCUUGUCCAGUCACACUUCGUGAGCUUGGAACAUCCGACUUAAUUGAAAAUGCAGUUAAGGUCGGUGAACAGACAAUCUUGUUCCUGCCCUCCUUUGAAAGCUGUCCAAAGUUCCACCAAGUUUCUUCACCUAUUGUCUUCAAUGUUAUUGAGCGAACCAAUUUAAGUGCUCUUAGUGAAGGUGUUAUAAUUGGGAUUUCCUAUAUCGUCACUCCUUCAGCUUACCAUGAUAUGGAAGCCACUUCUGAUGAGUGUGACAAGUCAGAGCUGAAUACUCAAUUUUUCCAAGGGCUUCGACAAGCACUUUGUUCUCUGGAUCAGGGGUUGGUUUGCUCUUCAAACUGUAACAUUGAAACCAUGAAAGAGGGAACUUUAAACUGCUUUUAUCUUCUUCAACCUUCAGACAAGGGGCCAAUGCUUCUCAGGAGGCUUGCAGGAGCAGAGGAAAUCAUGCCUGUUCCCGACGCAGCUGGAUCAAAAAAUUCUGCAGUACCCAAGGAGAUGGAGAAAUCCAUUCAAGCCUCUUUGUUAGAGGUGAAAUUAAGAGACUACAACCCUCUUCUUCAUGUGAGAGGUUUCCAUACAAAGUUGGACUUGCUCAUAAAAGAGAGCUUACAAUUUGGGUCAUUACCACCAAAAGAGAAGGAAACAAGCUCUGAGUCCAACUCUCCCAAUACAAAGGAUUCAGAAACAAUGGUAUCCACAUCAUCAAUGAAAGGAACUUUAGAAAUAGAAGACCGCCAUACCUCAUUACUGACUCAGGAUACCAAAAAAAAUAAGACCAAGAUGGCUGCUUGUAUUACAGAAGAAUGUAUACAGCUCAUUGUCAAUGGAGUCCCCCAGAUGUGUUCUCCCACUAGGAUUUCCAAACUCAAGAUGGAGAAAUCAGUUCCAUCUUCACCAGAUGGUAACAAGACGUUGAAUGAUAGACAUUGGGCCACCAACAAUAAAUGUAAGACUAUUGCUUGUAUUGCAGAAGAAUGGGCACAACCAAUUGAUGAUGAAGUCCUCCAGACAUGUUCCCCCACUAGUCUUUCCAAAUCCAGGAUGGAGAAAUCAGUUCUAGUGCCAGUAGAUAGUAAUAAGACAUUGGAUGCUAAUCAAGUGGACACUAAAGAAAACAAGAGUAAGAAUACUUCCUGUGUUACAGAAGAAUGGGAACAACUGAUUGUUAACAAAGCUCCCCAGGCAUAUUCCCAUACUAGGAUUUGCAAACCUGAGAAGGAGACAUCAGUUCUGUUGCCAUCAGAUGGUAUCAGUACAUUGGAUGAUAAUUAUCAAGGUACCAAAGAAGCUACGAGUGUGAAAACUGAUUGUGUUACAGGAGAACGGAAACAACUGAUGACAUGUUCUCCCACUAGGCUCUCCAAACUGAUGAUAGAGAAAUCAGUUGUAUUGCUGCCAGAUGGGGAUGAGACAUGGGAUGACAAAUCUGAGGACACUAAAGAAGAUGAGUGCAAGUCUACUGCUUGUAUUACAGAAGAAUGGGAACAACUGGUUGUUGAAGAAGUUCCUAAGCAAUGUUCCACCAUUAGAUUUUCUAAACCCAAGAUGGAGAAAUCAGUUCUGUCACCCUCAGAUGGUAAUAAAACAUUGGAUGAUAAAACCUCAAGGAUUUUAGAAAGACUAGAAUGUCCACAAGGGUUGAAAAAGAGAUCGGCUUGGGCUGUUAUCACAAGUGAUGUAAGCACAAGUGGACAUGUACUGUUGAAGAAACCUGUUGUUCCUUUUGGGCCCAAUCAUGCAACAGGUCCAGGUUCUGCAUCAACCCGACCACUGAAGCCAAUUUUUCAGAGGCUGAAAAGAAAAUAAAGACGAGUUUCUGUUUGUGUACUGCAGCUGAGAAAGCCCAAAGACACGUGAAUAGGGGUAUGAGUUACAUUUAUGCCAACUGAAUUUUCCAGCUUUUACCUUUUCAACCCUUCACGUUUUGAAUGCUGUUAUGGCCUGUGUAUGAGUUAACAAAUUGGAAAGGGAAAAUCACUAUCCAUGUCCACCAAAUAACAAUAUGUGGCCCACCAUCAACUACUUGGUUCCUGCUCUUGGUACUUGGAUGGCCUACAUGGGCAUGACUUAUAGAUUAGGUGUAUGCAUUCCUCCAUAAUGUAAAGUCGGCUAUAACCUAUAAUCAGAAAGCAGCUACUGACCUACCUUGGCUUUGGGUUGGCUGCUUAGGUCUUGGAAUUAGUGACAUAAUUGGCCAUGAUCCAUUACACUAUUGAGUGAACCCUACAUGUGUUGGGGAAAACGGUGGUUUCAAAACAUAAUAGGUAUGUUAUAAGCAAGGGUUCUCCACGAGAUUGGGUGCUAAGAUGAUGGUAAAAUCAAUCCAUCUGAUGAGGACCCACUGGUUUUGCUAGUCAGUUUCCUUAUGCAUAUUAUUCUCUGGUUCUCUGCCUCAAAACUUUAUUGUAUUUUCUUUAGUUAAAAAGAACUCUUAUCGCACAAUGUUGCUAAGGGCCAUUAAGUUGCAACUUGCAACAUGAAAAGAGGGUGGAAAUGGCAGAGCAAUUGAAGUUAGUCUUGUUCAUGGUAGUUGGAGAGGAAAAAAAUAGAGACGUCCCAAGGAUCCCUUUCUCUUUGGGUGGACCAAUGUUAUUGGAGGACUUUUUACAGAAUGGCACCAAUGGGUUAACACUCAAAUGGUCAAAUUGAAGCAUGUUUGAUCUGUAUAUGGUUCUAGAGUCUUUCACUUGUGCUUUUCUGAAUGGAUCACAUCUAUGAAGGAAAUGCCAUGGAAAAAUCCAUACGACUAUGCGGAUCCAAAGUCGUUAUUCCCUUCUGGCAUUCGCCCAAUAAGGUACGUACAAAUGGGUUAAAACUCACAUGAUCAAAUUGAAGCAUGUUUGAUCUGUAUAUAUGGCUCUAGACUUGUGCUUUUUUGAAUGGAUCACAUCUAUGAAUGAAAUGCCAUGGAAAAAUCUAUGCUACUUUUGUAUUCAUUAUUAUCCCAAAAGAAAACCAGUUUUGGGGUUUCCUUUUUA
Nelumbo nucifera (sacred lotus) is the source of this 3966-nucleotide messenger RNA. RefSeq lists its product as uncharacterized. Lineage: Eukaryota; Viridiplantae; Streptophyta; Magnoliopsida; Proteales; Nelumbonaceae. The record is from RefSeq and is a predicted model, not a curated record.